AUGGAUUCCAACGGCUCCUAUACCCGCUCCUUCGACGAAUCCUUGAUUCGCGAACUACCCCAGCUUCAGUCUCUCCGCAUUGCUCCCCUCCGUCAGCCGGUGUCUCGCCUCUUGGCCGUGCCCUCCCCGCUCGAACCCAGUGCCAGUCACGUCCGAGAACCCUCCAGUAACAACAAUGCCGGCAUCCUCCCUGCCCGCAAUGACUCGGCCCCAUCUGGAGCCACCGAAGGGGCAGCUGCUCCCCGACCGAAGAAGUCGGAUGCCCCUGCGGACUCCCUCCCGAGCCUGGAGGCGCCUCCCCGGCCAAUUCUCCCGGCUUUUGUCAACCUCCGCGCCCUAGAACGAUACCCCUACUCCUCGUUUGAUGACGACGCCCUUCACUUCCGCAAGCGCAGGCGUUUGGGCGGUCAGGCGGAGACGUUUAGUGAACAUCUCCAGCUGCCCAUUCCCCAGGCGCAGAAGGAGCAGCGUCCGCCGCCCUUUGGCCCUUUUGCUAUUCUCAAUGGUCUCAACGAGCCACCUCCAAAUGCGGCCUUGCUUCCUCCAAUUGAACCCGGCUCGAUCACGCAGCUACUAACCAAACCAUCCCGAGGCAGUGAGGCUGUGGAGCCGGGCUUACUUACUGCUAAUGCUGCAGAUAGCCAGAUUGCGGAGCGACGAGAAGGUCGCAUAGAGGAAAUCCUCGAUUCUCCGGUCGACAAAACGGUGGACGGCGAUUCGAGCGAUAUCGCCAGUGGACUGCUGGACGAUGUUGCUGCCGCGGAACGGACAAGAUCCGAAAAGACAGACCCCGAGACUGACAAUAAAGACGCCUCCACAGAGGACAAUACCGAGCCUCUGUCGCCUAAAACGCGGGGCCGGUCUCGCAAGAACCUUCGUAAGUGGACCGAGGAAGAGACGACUGCUCUGCUGCGCGGGGUGGUCAAGUGCGGCAUCGGCAAUUGGACGGCGAUUCUGGCCCAGCCAGAGUUGAAGUUCAACAAGCGUAGCGCAUCCAAUCUGAAAGAUAGGUUUCGUGUGUGUUGCCCCUGGGCAUAUCGGGCCGCGGAUCCCAAUGAAGCCACCAGGCAGCUGCAUGACACGCUUGCGAACGCCCUCUCGCGAGCCGAAACCGAAGGGACCGACGGACAAGCGGGGAAGAUCCAUCUCCCACACCCGCGGGGGGCUAAUGCAGAGGCCAGUGGCGCUGCGGUGAAUGAGGCCAGCAGCUCCAAGGACGCUGACUCGAAAGGCAGCAAGGCCAAGAACAGCACCUUGUCAAAGACUACCCCCACGCUCUCUAGUAGAUCCAAAUCCACGCUGGCGUCGUUGGGCAUCCCCGAGCCACACUUUACGAUGAAAUCGCGGCGACGCUCACGCCGCCCGUUUACCGUCGUUGAGGACGAGGCACUGCUGAAAGGCUACGCCGUGCAUGGCUUCCAGUGGACGCUGAUCCAGCAGGACAAGCGACUGAACCUGAGCCAUCGCCGGGCGACGGACCUGCGAGACCGAUUUCGGACCAAGUUCCCGCACGCCUACCGGGACGGAGGGUCCGUGAGCGGACGGUUGCCCCAGGGGGGGAAUCCCGACCCUGGCAAACAGCAUGCUGCACGGGUAUCUGCUCGCGGGCAGGCGGAGAGCGGCAAUGCGCGCGGGCCAAUUGAUCCUGCGCUGUCGCCUCCAGCCCCGCCGCAGGGGCUCCACGAGAGCACGAGCAGUGCGGGGGUAUUUUCGUUUGCGAUGGACGAGAAUUCGGGAAUGGAUGCGACGUGGGCAGAUAAUACCUUGGCGCCGAUGUGGGAUGAGCUUACAUAG
This is a messenger RNA of Aspergillus niger, 1794 nucleotides long. RefSeq lists its product as uncharacterized. The coding region runs from base 1 to 1794 and encodes 597 amino acids. Lineage: Eukaryota; Fungi; Ascomycota; Eurotiomycetes; Eurotiales; Aspergillaceae. The record is from RefSeq and is a predicted model, not a curated record. The transcript has 3 exons.